Molecule: messenger RNA, 1950 nt
Organism: Xyrauchen texanus (razorback sucker)
Lineage: Eukaryota; Metazoa; Chordata; Actinopteri; Cypriniformes; Catostomidae
Gene: wbp4
Product: WW domain binding protein 4
Exons: 10
Coding region: 79-1386 (435 amino acids)
Biological process (GO): mRNA splicing, via spliceosome
Cellular component (GO): precatalytic spliceosome; nucleus
Molecular function (GO): zinc ion binding; protein binding; RNA binding
Source: RefSeq, a predicted model, not a curated record
AGCGCAUCAGUAAAUGUGUCUUUCACUGAAUAUUUGAGCGCAUUUAACAGCAUCUGUGUGAAAGUUUGUUCCUUUAUAAUGGCAGAUUACUGGAAGUCACAGCCGCGGAAGUUCUGUCAGUACUGCAAGUGUUGGAUCGCUGAUAAUAAACCUAGUGUCGAAUUUCACGAGAGAGGAAAGAAUCACAAGGAAAAUGUCGCGGCUAAAAUCACAGAAAUUAAGAAGAAGAGCAUCGCUAAACUCAAACAGGAGGAGAAGAUGUCAAAAGAGUUUGCAGCGAUGGAGGCGGCAGCACUUAUAGCAUAUGAGCAGGAUCUGAAGAGAAUAAACGCUCCGUCAGGUGAGAGUUUAUCUGUGACUGCUGCUCCUGUUAAACCACCAAAUAAACCACCAAAUAAACCAACCACUAAAACAAAAACUAAACCACAACAUAAGGCACAAAGACGUGAAUUCAAUGUCCACAAACAGAUGAACAGCAGCAGCAGUAAUAAUAAUUAUAAUCCGGGGACUGUUUGGGUGGAGGGAACCACUGCUGACGGACAUGUUUACUACUACAACACCAUCACCGGAGCGUCUCAGUGGCAGAAACCAGACGGCUUUCAGAGUGAGAGUACACCACCAUCAUCAUCAUCAUCAUCAUCAUCAUCAUCAUCAGCUGCUGCUGCUGGACAGUCUCAGGAAUCUUCUGUCCGGUCAUGGAUGGAGGCUGUGAGUCCUGAAGGAUACUCGUAUUACUACAACACUGAGACCGGCGAGUCCAGCUGGAAGAAACCGGAGAACUUCAGUCCUUCAGACGGAUCUCCUCAUGAGGAUCCAGGAGCAGCGGAGGAGCCCGAGUCUCUUUCUGCAGGAGAAAACUCUGAUGCUCCGAAAGACACGACAGAACCAGAAACAGCAGAACCAGAAACAGCAGAACCAGAACCAGCAGAACCAGAACCAGCAGAAAGCACAAACAGCAGCGUCCCAAAGAUCAGUUUCAGGAAAAGGAAAGAGCCGACAGCAGAUGAAGGAGGUGAGGAACAGGCUGAUGAAGGAGGACGACAGGAGGAGGAGCAGAAAGAGAGUGACAGACGUGUGACUGAAGCAGUGGAACACGUGACGCUCGUGAGGAAACCCAGACAGAAGAACAUCAAUCCAUACGGAGUCUGGGAGCAGAUCCAGCCCGAGGAAGAUCCAUAUGAGAAUGUGGAUCUGCAGCUGCCGCAGAUGGAGAGCGCAGUCGCUGCAGUCGCUCCACCCGCCGUCCCGCAGGAGCCCAGAACCAAAUUUAAAGAGCGCACCAUCACGUCACUGGGAGACGAGGGCAGCGCCGGAGCCACAUUCAAGAAGAGGAAGACUGAGAACGGCAGAACCAGGAGUCUGAGACAGAGAGAGACAGACGAGUAGACGACGCUGGUGAUGGGAAAUCAUUUAGUUGGUCUUCACAGGAGAAUCUAUAUUUGAUAAGUUCUGCGCAGUUUAAGUGUUUGUGAGGGACUUUUGUAAUAUUUUUUAUUGUGGGGAUGAAGAAUCAAAGCCAUCAUUUUGACUUUAAUUGAACAGUGAGUUGAGAUCUUACAGCUUGUGACUUUUAUUACACAAUCAAUCUGAAAUACAUAAAGGGAUCUGUCAUUAUUUACUCACCCUCGUGUCAUUCCAAACCCUUCUGUGGAAAACUAAACGAGAAUGUUAGUCUCAGGAACGCUUUACAAUGAGGUUUUAUUUAACAUUAAUUAAUGCAUUCAGUAUCAAAGAACAUUUAUUAUUAUUCUUAAUAAAAUAUAUUUGAUGAAUAUUUGCAUUUAUGCUGGGUAAUGUUCAUUUAUGAAAUACAGUUGUUCAGUUAGUAAUGCAUUAACUAAUGUGAAUAUAUGCACAUUUUAAUUAGAAACAUGUGUUAGCAUGUGCAGAACGUGCUGUAGAAGUGUUAUUCAUUAUUAAUUAAUGUGAACUAAUACAAUAAAAGAAAAG